AUGUUCAACAGGAACAAAACAGCGAUUCUCCUUGAAACCUUAUCAAGGGAUUUCAGUCCGUUCGAGGAGCUGCUCCAAGUCUACACGGCAGCAGCGGAUGAUAUUGACUGUUGCCCCUACUACCAGCCUCGCACGGUCCUAUUCAAGCGCUUCCCCGACGAUACCGGUCAUACGAUCGGACCGCAGCCUGGGUGCAUAAAUUAUGGUGCCAACUACUCUGCAGAAUCGAACAAGCCAAGCACUACAAUUCGCAAGGUAGCAGGCGCGGCGACUAGAAGCGUUGCGGUACUGACCGAGGAUGACUUACGGCCUGUCUUGCGCAUGUGCCGGGUGGUCCGUCGAUGGGAGCAGCUAUUUCCACAGAUGCGAUGGUUCUACUACCCAGAGGCUUGCAGAACAUUGCGUGCUCAAGAGCUUCCAAGAUUUCGGCGCGCGUUUUAUCGAUGGUGGCUCUAUGGCACGUAUUUUCAUGGCGAAUGGACACGCCCUCAGAUCGGGCAUCCUAUACCUUUCGUGCUGGAUGUGAGGGUGAGCCAAAUGCGCCGGUACUCGACUGCGGAGCUAAUGGAGCUGCUUGAUCUGCACGAGACAAUGAAGGAUGUUAUUCUGCACUACAUCUGCCCCCGAUUGGACCCUACUUACCAACUGUCGCACAACCCCGCUCCGCUCAUGGAGAAAGUCGGCAGAGAACAUUCCCUCAAAACCACGUGGAACGAUCAGAGCAAAUGGGCGCGAAUUGUCAAGACCUAUGCUAAGUUAGGCCCUGAGGAGCUGAUGCACUACUUCGAGAAUAUCUACAGCUACACACGAAAACGUCUCAUUGCCGAAAUUCGUCUAGAGCGCCCAACCUUUACUUUCGAUCAGGAGUCGCUUCAGGGAGUCAUUCGAUGCGUGCUUGAAGAGCGACAGCUAGUAGAUAACUUGCCUAUUAUUCCAGGGGACUGCGAAGGCGGUAUACUGGACUUUGACGACGAGCGAGACGUGCGACGAAUGGAUUUUGAACAAGAUGGAAGGGUAGACGGCACACUCCCGCCUGGUGUACCAGCUGUGCAACAAUUCUCGCGCCAUUCUCCACGGGGAGAUGAUGGAGAAUAUCUAGAGGAGGAAUUGCACAGCGUGUUUGACGUACAUGGAUAUACCGCCGUGCUACAGGCAUAG
Molecule: messenger RNA, 1158 nt
Organism: Cordyceps fumosorosea ARSEF 2679
Lineage: Eukaryota; Fungi; Ascomycota; Sordariomycetes; Hypocreales; Cordycipitaceae
Exons: 2
Coding region: 1-1158 (385 amino acids)
Source: RefSeq, a predicted model, not a curated record